Molecule: messenger RNA, 3331 nt
Organism: Symphalangus syndactylus (siamang)
Lineage: Eukaryota; Metazoa; Chordata; Mammalia; Primates; Hylobatidae
Product: polycomb protein SUZ12-like
Cellular component (GO): RSC-type complex; nucleus; ESC/E(Z) complex
Molecular function (GO): chromatin DNA binding
Source: RefSeq, a predicted model, not a curated record
AUGUGUUUGUCUAACAGGCGCUUACAGCUUUUAGAUGGGGAAUAUGAAGUAACUAUGCAGGAAAUGGAAGAAUGUCCAAUAAGCAGGAAAAGAGCAACAUGGGAGACUACUAUUCUUGAUGGGCAGAGGCUGCUGCCAUUCAAAACAUUUUCUCAGGGACCUACGUUGCAGUUCACUCUUUGUUGGACAGGAGAGACCAAUGAUAAAUCUACAGCUCCCAUUGCCAAACCUCUUGCCACUAGAAAUUCAGAGAGUCUCCAUCAGGAAAACAAGCCUGGUUCAGUUAAACCUACUCAAACUAUUGCUGUUAAAGAAUCAUUGACUACAGAUCUACAGACAAGAAAAGAAAAGGAUACUCCAAAUGAAAACCGACAAAAAUUAAGAAUAUUUUAUCAGUUUCUCUAUAACAACAAUACAAGGCAACAAACUGAAGCAAGAGAUGACCUGCAUUGCCCUUGGUGUACUCUGAACUGCCGCAAACUUUAUAGUUUACUCAAGCAUCUUAAACUCUGCCAUAGCAGAUUUAUCUUCAACUAUGUUUAUCAUCCAAAAGGUGCUAGGAUAGAUGUUUCUAUCAAUGAGUGUUAUGAUGGCUCCUAUGCAGGAAAUCCUCAGGAUAUUCAUCGCCAACCUGGAUUUGCUUUUAGUCGCAAUGGACCAGUUAAGAGAACACCUAUCACACACAUUCUUGUGUGCAGGUCAAAACGAACAAAAGCAAGCAUGUCUGAAUUUCUUGAAUCUGAAGAUGGGGAGGUAGAACAGCAAAGAACAUAUAGUAGUGGCCACAAUCGUCUGUAUUUCCAUAGUGAUACCUGCUUACCUCUCCGUCCACAAGAAAUGGAAGUAGAUAGUGAAGAUGAAAAGGAUCCUGAAUGGCUAAGAGAAAAAACCAUUACACAAAUUGAAGAAUUUUCUGAUGUUAAUGAAGGAGAGAAUGAAGUGAUGAAACUCUGGAAUCUCCAUGUCAUGAAGCAUGGGUUUAUUGCUGACAAUCAAAUGAAUCAUGCCUGUAUGCUGUUUGUAGAAAAUUAUGGACAGAAAAUAAUUAAGAAGAAUUUUUGUUGAAACUUCAUGCUUCAUCUAGUCAGCAUGCAUGACUUUAAUCUUAUUAGCAUAAUGUCAAUAGAUAAAGCUGUUACCAAGCUCCGUGAACUGCAGCAAAAAUUAGAAAAGGGGGAAUCUGCUUCCCCUGCAAACGAAGAAAUAAUUGAAGAACAAAAUGGGACAGCAAAUGGUUUUAGUGAAAUUAACUCAAAAGAGAAAGCUUUGGAAACAGAUAGCGUCUCAGGAGUUUCAAAACAGAGCAAAAAACAAAAACUCUGAAAAGAUCUAACCCCAUGUUAUGGACAAACACUGAAAUUACAUUUUAGGGAAUUCAUCCUCUAAGAAGAAUUAUGUUUUUGUUUUUAAUCAUAGGUUCCAAACAGGCAGUGUUAGAUGAAGUAAAUGAUUUCAACAAGGAUAUUUGUAUCAGGGUUCUACUUCACUUCAUUAUGCAGCAUUACAUGUAUAUCACUUUUAUUGACGUCAUUAAAACAUUCUGUACUUUAAGCAUGAAAAGCAAUAUUUCAAAGUAUUUUUAAACUCAACAUUUGCCAUCAAAUAUGUUGAAUUGAUAAUCUAGAAGUUAUUUCAUAUAUAAAUUAGGAUUUUUUUGCAUUUAUGACUGGCUGUUUUUCUACUUUGUAAUUGUGAGACAUUUUCUUGGGGAGGGAAAAUUGGAAUGGUUCCCUUUUUUAGAAAUUGAAGUGGUCUUCAUAUAUCAACUACAGAAAAGGAAAAAAAUAGAAAUUGAAGGAUUUUUAUGAAAUUAUAUUGCAUUACUAUUUGCAGUCAAACUUCGAUCCUUGUUUUUGAAAUCAUUUAUCAAUUUGGAAUGAAAAAUUAUAAUGUAAGAUAUUUACAUUACAUAAGUUCAUUUUACAAUUAAAAAAUAGCACUUCUUCAUCUUAUGCCUGUUUGAGAAGAUACUAAAUUUUCACAUUGUUGACAGUGAAAUGCUAUGUUGGUUUAUAAGAUUACUGACCAUUUGUUUUCAUGUGGAUAAUUUUAGUGCAUUGCUCACCCGGUAUUUUUUUUUUUUUUAACUUGAACAUUUUGCUCGUUUUGGUUUUUCUUUUUUAAUUAGAUAAUCACAUGGAAAAUUAAGCUGUUCGUAUCUUUAAAUUAGGAUUGCAAACCAAGGGAAGAACACAUUUGAGAUUUUAAGAUGUCACUUAUAAGGGGAGAAGUGUUCUUAAAAAGUCAACCAGAAAACUGUUAUGCCUUUUAUUUCUUUGCAAGGAUGUCUUUGUAAUGUGUUUCAUGAAUAGAAUAUCCAAUACAGAUAAGCUGACUUGAAUCAUUUUGAGCAAUUUUGCCCUGUGUUAUGUGUGUUUCACGCACAUAUUUGCAGUUGGAUUUUCUCCAACAGAAAGUGGAUUCACUACUGGCACAUUAACAAGCACCAAUAGGUUUUUAUUCCAACUCCGAGCACUGUGGUUGAGUAACAUCACCUCAAUUUUUUAUUAUCCUUAAAGAUAUUGCAUUUUCAUAUUCUUUAUUUAUAAAGGAUCAAUGCUGCUGUAAAUACAGGUAUUUUUAAUUUUAAAAUUUCAUUCCACCACCAUCAGAUGCAGUUCCCUAUUUUGUUUAAUGAAGGGAUAUAUAAGCUUUCUAAUGGUGUCUUCAGAAAUUUAUAAAAUGUAAAUACUGAUUUGAUUGGUCUUUAAGAUGUGUUUAACUGUGAGGCUAUUUAACGAAUAGUGUGGAUGUGAUUUGUCAUCCAGUAUUAAGUUCUUAGUCAUUGAUUUUUGUGUUUAAAAAAAAUAGGAAAGAGGGAAACUGCAGCUUUCAUUACAGAUUCCUUGAUUGGUAAGCUCUCCAAAUGGUGAGUUCUAGUAAACUCUGAUUUUGCCUCUGGAUAGUAGAUCUCGAGCGUUUAUCUCGGGCUUUAAUUUGCUAAAGCUGUGCACAUAUGUAAAAAAAAAAAAAUAGAUUAUUUUAGGGGAGAUGUAGGUGUAGAAUUAUUGCUUAUGUCAUUUCUUAAGCAGUUAUGCUCUUAAUGCUUAAAAGAAGGCUAGCAUUGUUUGCACAAAAAGUUGGUGAUUCCCUCCCCCAAAUAGUAAUAAAAUUACUUCUGUUGAGUAAACUUUUUAUGUCAUCGUAAAAGCUGAAAAAAUCCCUUUGUUUCUAUUUAUAAGAAAAAAGUGCUUUUCUAUAUGUACCCUUGAUAACAGAUUUUGAAGAAAUCAUGUAAGAUGAUAAAGCAUUUGAAUGGUACAGUAGAUGUAAAAAAAAUUCAGUUUAAAAGAACAUUUGUUUUUACAUUAAAUGUUUAUUUGAAAUCAAA